Messenger RNA from Linum trigynum, 495 nucleotides. Lineage: Eukaryota; Viridiplantae; Streptophyta; Magnoliopsida; Malpighiales; Linaceae. The record is from the annotation of a GenBank genome assembly.
AUGGGUCUGGAAGCUCUGGUGCGCCUGGCUGCUCUUGUAGCAGGGGCGACUCUGUUUUUGUCACAGGGAGCCACGGCGCAGUCCAGCAGCUGCACCAACACGCUCGUGAGCCUCUCGCCUUGCCUCGAUUACAUCACGGGGAACUCCACGACGCCGACGAGAUCCUGCUGCACACAGCUCGGCAACGUCGCCGGCUCCCAGCCGGAGUGCCUCUGCCAGGUCAUCGGCGGCGGCGGAGGAAAUUCCCUCGGGAUCAACAUCAACCAGACUCAAGCGCUCGCUCUUCCCGCCGCGUGUAAAGUCCAGACCCCUCCCGCCAGCAGCUGCAAUAACGCCGGAGCGCCGGAUACGCCACCGGGGACACGCGGAGAAGGGUCGGGGACGACACCGUCGUCAUCGGAUGGGAACACUGCGACGAUGACUUCGACUCUGCUUUUCGCGGGGCUCUUGUUUGCUUCCUACUCUGCCAUCUUCCCCACCACCGUUGCUCUGUGA